Anoplopoma fimbria (sablefish) is the source of this 4748-nucleotide messenger RNA. It is a transcript of the gene elk1, whose product is annotated as ETS transcription factor ELK1. NCBI's taxonomy places the organism in Eukaryota, Metazoa, Chordata, Actinopteri, Perciformes, Anoplopomatidae. Gene Ontology annotation, molecular function: DNA-binding transcription factor activity, RNA polymerase II-specific; sequence-specific DNA binding. Gene Ontology annotation, biological process: regulation of transcription by RNA polymerase II; cell differentiation. The record is from RefSeq and is a predicted model, not a curated record. Gene Ontology annotation, cellular component: nucleus.
CGGUGUGUCGGUGAGUCGGUGUGUCGGUGAGCAUGGAGGCUCGGCAGCCUGGCAGCGGUAACGGCAGCAGCUCUGAGCGGUUACAUAACGCCAGCAGGUCGCGGGAGAAGCUGCUGAACGUCGCCUCCUCUGCCUCCUCUGACCGGCUCUGACUAACCCCCCGACGGACAGACAGACGGAGGGGCAGACAGACAGCACCGCAGACGGGCAGACAGACAGGCAGCACCGCAGACAGGCAGCAUGGAGGACGUGUGAACCCGCUGCGAGACGGGCCACGCAAACACAACACUGAGGAUGGAUCCAAACCCGCUGAUCAACGCCAUGGACCCGUCCAUCACGCUGUGGCAGUUCCUGCUUCACCUGCUGGAGGACCAGCGGCAGCGUCACCUGAUCUCCUGGACGGGGGAGGACGGAGAGUUCAAGCUGCUGGACGCCGAGGAGGUGGCCCGUCUGUGGGGCCUCCGCAAGAACAAACACAACAUGAACUACGACAAGCUGAGCCGAGCCCUGAGAUACUACUACGACAAGAACAUCAUAAAGAAGGUGAGCGGUCAGAAGUUUGUGUAUAAGUUUGUGAGUCAGCCCGACGCCCCGCUGCAUGAUGGGAUACGGAACGGAGACGAGGUCCAGAGGAGCGACCCCGCAGACCCCAACGGCCAAUCAAAAGGCCUGGGGGGCGUGGCCUCCCCCUGUCCGUCAAAGGGCCUUCCCCAGCACUCGUCACCCAGCGGCUCCCAGAAGAGUUCCCGUAACGACUACAUGAAGUCCGGCCUCUACUCCACCUUCACCAUCCAAUCACUGCAGGCCCCGCCCAACCCACGGCCAAUCAAAACAGAGCUGCUGCUGCAGCAGGACGCCGCCUCCAAGGCCGACCGCAUGGCCAGAGAGGUCUGUGUACUAUCAGAGUCUACGUCCUCCCCGUCAGUAGGAGGAUCUGUUGACUCCUCCCUCCAGGUGAUCGUGACUCACCCGUCUCCCUGUGUGACUCCCGCUCUCAGCCCCCAGAUACCAGCCAGCACCACCAGCCAAUCACAGAAUCCUCCUGCUCCUCCUCUAAACGAGCCUCCUCAGAUUUUUCUCACCAGCGUGGGCGACCCGACCUCCCUCAUCUCCCUCGGUCCUGUCGGGGGGGCACAGGACUCGGUGCCGAUGCAGGAGGACUGCGGGGGGGUCACCAACCCGACCAGCUUCCCCCCUCACCCCCACACCGCUCCUCACCUGACUCACCCCCCGCCUGUCUUCGUCAUCAUCAACCCUCCUCCCAACCAGCAGCAGGCGGCGGCCAUCACGGCCCCCCCCAUCGUCAUCAAGGAGGAGAACCUGCCGUCGGAGGAGGAGCUGCUGGAGAUUGUGUCUCUGGAGGAGAGACGGGUGGAGGAGGUCCCUCAGCUGAUCUGUGGCUCCGGAGAACCAGAGCCCCCCCUCAACGUCGUGGAGUGCCCGCCCCCUCCCUGCAUGGACACGCCUACAGAUCCCUCCGCCCCCCCGAUGACCUCCUCCUCCUCAGCGGUGACUCCUGCUGGGACCUCGGACGCCGUUCCUCCCAAACCGAAGAAGCCUCGGGGCCUGGAGCUGCCCUCCUCCCCCUCCCUCCCCCCCGGCCUCUCCCUGGAUAAGGUGAAUGCAGCUAACAGUCUGCUGGCUCCUGGAUCAGCAACCAACACGCUGACCCCCACCGUCAUCACCUCCCACUCUCUGACUCCGGUCCUGCUCACUCCCAGUCCUCUUCCCUCCACGAUCCACUUCUGGAGCACUCUGAGUCCCAUCGCUCCUCGCUCUCCGGCCAAACUCUCCUUCCAGUUCCCCUCCAACGGCAGUAAUCAGAUCCACAUCCCGGCUCUGAGCGUGGACGGUCUCUCCACCCCCGUGGUCCUGUCCCCCGGACCACAGAAACCCUGAGACCCCCCCCAAAGCCUCACACAGCUCCUCGCUGGGCACCGAGCCGGCCUCACCCCCAGGAGGGUCAGAGGACAUCUGGAUCUGGACCGACUCUGAAGGUCUCCACUCCAACCAGGAACCAGCAGAGACCUGUUGGUGAACGGGACCUUUGAUUGGUGGAUCGUCGUGGUGAACUUUGGAGACGUUAAAGGAGCCGAGAGCUUCUUCCUCCGACACCGUGGACCGGAGUCCUGGAAAAACAGGAGGCUUCUCUGGAACCUGAACGCAUCGUGAGACGUCGACAGAAACCAGAAGACUCUUUUCUUCUUCUCUGGAACCGAAACAACGAAGAGUCGUUUUUAACGGAUGUUUGUAAACAGAUCACUGGAUUAUUGAUCAGGGAGAAGAGUUUCCUGUCCUGAUCAGGAUUAUUGAACUCCUGCUGUUUGACCUGAACCUCAUUAAUAUUCAUGAGGGGACCUCUCUAAUCUUCUUUUUGGGGCUUUUUGCUCAUUUAUCGUCUGUUUUAUAAAGAAGUGCUUAUUUAUUUCUGUUUCCUGUUUUCAGCUGCAGGUCUUUGAACGCUCCUCGUUAUCGCGGCUCCUGAUUGGCUACGAUCAGAUGACUUUUAUUCCUGUUGGGACUUUUUAAGGGCAGUUUAAACUGUUUUUUGCUUCGCUGUCAUUGGCCGCUUUUUAAAGGCCACGCCUUUCUCCAGUUAUGCAUGGCCUGUUAUUGGACCGAAGUCCUCAGCAUCGUUUUUGAACCGACCAAUCACAGAGGAGGGAUGAUGAUGAUGAAGCCACGUUCUUUCUCCAUCAGAGUCUGUGUGACAGAUUGUCUAUUUUCUAAAAGAGGUUUAUCACAUUCCUUCAGAGACUUUGUUUUAUUGAUAAAUGAUAAAUGACUUAUUUUAAUUCCAGACGUUCCGUCGAUCUUUGAUGGAUGUUUAUUUCUCGGGGUGUCCCUGAACGCCUCGGACUCGUGUCCUUGUUCUCUGCUGUGAUGUUGCCACAAGUUUUACAAAAGAGCGAUGCUUCACAUUCGGAGCGACCUGAAGACCUGGAGACCUGCAGACGGCCUCACUCGGUUCACCACUAGGUGGCGCUAGGGCUCCUUUUGUUCCACAGAUUGUAACAGCAGCUUCUCCACGGUGACAUCAGGAACAAUCAUCUGACUGUUAACGCUCCUCAGGGCUUCAUUCAGAGCUCCCUGCUCUGAGGAAGACCACCAGAUGUGGUCAAAAGCUCCAGGAGCAACGAGUAGGUGGAGCUUGUAAACGCUAGCUUCAUUAGCAUCUGUUUGGUUGACCGGCAACGAGCCGUCCUGACAGCUGAUUGGAGGUUUUUUUAACUUGUGGUGACGUCAUCGUCAGAGGAAACGAUCAGAAACAUCAGCUGUAGAUUUCUACCGAACAGAGACUCUUCUGAAGACUGUUGUUGUUGUUGUUGUUGUUGUUUCUGAUGCUAGCUGAGCUCUGCGGUUGCCACGGUAACCUGACCCGACUGUUGUUGCUGACCUGCAGGUUGUUGUUGUUGUUGUUGUUGUUGUUGCUGCUGCUGCGGAGCAUCUGAAGCUCCUCCUCCUGUGAUGACGCUGUUAACGUGUUGCUACGCUUCUAUGUGACCGCAGAGCUGCAGACACACACAGACACACACACACACACACACACACACACACACGUACACACACACACACACACACACACACACACACACACACACACACACACACACACACACACACACACACACACACACACACACACGUACACACACACACACACACACACACACACACACACACACACACACACACACACACACACACACACUCAGCUGGACCGCUCAGGAACUGAGUGAAGCUGAUUUUCGGUUUUACAGAGUAAAUGUGAACGUGUUACUUCAAAGAGAUCAGCUGCUUUAAGAUUUAAACUGGAACAGCUUCCUGUUUCAUUGUCAGGUGUUUCACAAUAAAAGCAUUCUGGAACAAGCUGGAGUUAACUUUAUCAGAGCUGUUCUUCAGACUUCACACAGAAACAGAAGGUUAGUCGGAGUUAGUACUGCUGGAACAUCAGCUGAUCUAAUCCCUGUUUAAACCUCUAAUCAAUAUUUACUGAUCAAUAAUCAAACUCUUCUACAAUCGAUAUUUACAGUUCAUUUCUUCUUCUUAUAUAUAUAUAUAGAUAUAUAUAUUAUUAUUAUUAUAUAAUAAAGAUAAUCACAUCCAGCUGGUCCAGAUCAGAACUAGACAUUAAAUAUUCGUAAUAUAAAGACAAUGUUCAGCCUCAGAUCAGUUCCUGGCGGUGAGAUCUCCCAGCCUCGGCGGUGCCAUGAACGCAGCACUAAGCCAUUUGUUUGACUGUUCUCUCCUUUUACAGCAUGACUCUAUUUUUCUACAGAGAGACGAAGCCUUAAAGAGUUCUGGUGAAGAAGAAAAUAAGCCAUUUAGAGAAAAGAUGAACUUUGGACGAAGGUUUUCAGUCCGACGUCUUUUCAACGUCGAGAUAACGUUUCUCUACGACGGCGUGUGACAUUCAGAGGAAAAACGAGAUUAAAGUCGUGAAUUUACAAGAAAAAAACCGAGAGUUUUUGGGGCUUUACUUCACACGUUUGGUCAUUUCCUGUCAUGUGACCGACCUGCAGUCAUCAUGUGAUUCUUUUCAUCCUGUCAGAGAUUGUUUCUGCCUCUCUGAUUGGCCGUCGUGUUUCUGUCACCAGCACAACAUGAAGAAUGUUUUUAUAUUGAUCAGCACAGCUUUGCAUUCUGGGUAAUGUUUAACGUUUAAUGGAGGUAAAAAUGAUGUGCCCCUUUAAUGUAGAAACAAAACAAUGUUUAAUGUUUCCUAUCAGGAAACAUGAAAGUACUAA